AGAGAGAGAACUGAAGGAGAAGGUGGAAGAACAAGCGAGGGGGAGAGAGAGGGAACUGAAGGAGAAGGUGGAAGAACAAGCGAGGGGGAGAGAGAGGGAACUGAAGGAGAAGGUGGAAGAACAAGCGAGGGAGAGAGAGAGAGAACUGAAGGAGAAGGUGGAAGAACAAGCAAGGGGGAGAGAGAGGGAACUGAAGGAGAAGGUGGAAGAACAAGCGAGGGGGAGAGAGAGAGAACUGGAAUCUAGACACGUCACCAACACAGAGACACGCAGAUAUUGGGGAAACAGGAAAAGAGAAGUUCCACCUAACUCUGCUAUAGAGAGGAGAAGAGAGGAAGAGAGGGAAGAGAUCAAGAGGAGAAGGGAAGAGAUGGAGAGGAAAAGAGAAGAAGAGAUUGAGAGGAGAAGGGAAGGGGGGGAAGAUAUGGAAGAGAAAGUGACUGUGAAACCCUUGGUUAACUGUCUUCAAUCAACACCAACACAACAGCAGCAGCCAACAGAGCCCCAGAAUGGUGGUCCAGCACUGUUCACAAGGAUCCCUAGUUUCCAUCUGACUGAAGAGGGCGCUAUACUCUCACAGCUGUCCGAACUCGAAGCAAAACCAGCCCAGAAAGUUGUUAAUACCUUCUGCCACAGAAUCAACAGCAUUGGAGAGAAGACAACCACCUCCUCCUCCUCCUACACCUCCUCCUCCUCCUACACCUCCUCCUACACCUCCUCCCAGUCAGAGUUGCGUGUGGUUCUGCUGGGUAGGUCAGGGUCAGGGAAAAGUGCAGCAGGUAAUAUCAUACUGGGUCGGGAGGAGUUUGUGUCUCGUCCAGACAUUACCACAGCCGUCACUCAGGACUGUCAGAAGAGCAGGGCCCUCGUCGCCGGGAGACGGGUGGCAGUGGUGGACACUCCAGACUGGUUCCGCUCCGAGCACCCUCCCGAUGUGGUCCGUUCCCAGCUGUCAUCCUGUGUGGCCCUCUCGGCCCCUGGCCCCCACGCCUUCAUCCUCUGUGUCCCCGUAGACCAACCAGCCCAGGCAGAGCUACAGGCUCUAGGGGCCCUAGAGAAAGUCUUUGGUCCCGGGGCGGUCCGGACCCACACCCUGGUCCUCUUCACUCACUCCGAUCGGUUGAAGGAGGGCGGGAAAGUGGGAGUGGAUGGAGUGGAGAAGUAUAUCUCCAGCCAGAGGAGAGAUUUGUUAGAGUUGGUUAAACGAUGUGGGGAUCGGUAUCAUGUGAUGGAGAGAGGGAGCGGAGGAGAAGAGGAGGAGGAGAGGAAGAGGAGGAGUGUGGGGGAGUUAUUGGAGAAGGUGGAGCAGACGGUGAGAGAGGGAGGAGGAGAGUGUUUCUCCUGUCCACUCUUCCAGGAGGCGGAGGAUAGGGUGAGACAGAGACAGGAGGAGAUAGUGAGGGAGAGGAGGGGAAGAGGAGAGGAGGUGAAGAGACAAGCACUUCAUUCCUACUCCAUGCAGCCCUUGAGAGAGACAGAGGAAGAUGUGGAUGAGGAGGAGAACGAGAGAACGAGAGAGGAGGCGGAGAAGAGUGUGAGCGCCCUGGAAUUGGAAAAUCUUCCCUCGCUUUCAUCCUCUUCUGCAUGGUAUUCGUCGCUCCUUCGCUCGGUGUGGGAGAAGGUGGGUGCGGGAGCGAGUAAGGUCCCCAAGCUGACGGCUGGAGGUGCGCUGCUGGGUGGGGUGUUGGGCGUGUUCUUUGGAGGGCCCAUAGGGGGAGCUAUAGGGGCCACUGCUGGAUCUGUGGUCACUGAGGUGGGGAGAAGGAGGUUUAGCCAGACAAAGAACUCAGCAGAAGAGACAGAUGCCACAGGGAGAAUAGAAGGAGAAAUCUUGGACAAGAUGUUGAAAACAGAGUGAGAGAGUCAGAUCCACACAUGUACAGUACAGCAUUUUAUGAGAGAUUAUUUGAUAAGUUACUACCUAUGUACAGUACAGCAUUUUAUGAGAGAUUAUUUGAUAGGUUUCUACCUAUGAUAUAUAUCCACCUGUGACCGCGCAGACGUUGUAUAUAUCUGUGAUUAUAAACUGGGUUGUUCGAGCCCUGAAUGAUGAUUGGCUGACAGCCGUGGUAUAUCAGACAGCAUACCACGGGUUUGACAAAACAUGUGUUUUUCCUGCUCUAAUUACGUUGGUAACCAGUUUAUAACAGCAAUAAGGCACCUCGGGGGUUUGUGGUAUGUGGCCAAUAUACCAUGGCUAUAUACCACGUUGCGUCGUGCCUAAGAACAGCCCUUAGCCGUGGUAUAUUUUCCAUAUACCACACCCCCUCGGGCCUUAUUACUUAAACAUAAUGUUGGUAAUAUUGUAUAUCUGUGAACAUAAUGUUGGUAACAUUGUACAACAUAUACCGAUGUGUAAGUUGUUUUGCGGCAAAUACCGGUUCUCAUUGACUACUUCAAUGUUUUGUUGUAUUUCUUUUCCAGCUAUUACAAUUAUGACUUGUUAAAUAACUCACAUGUGCUACGUCAUUAUUAUUCAAAUUACAUUCAACAUGGUUUCUUUAAAUGUUAAACUACUAUUGUGCAUAUAGUUAAUCCGUUUAUUAAUGCUAAUAAAACACAUUGCAUGAUAAUAUCAUUCAGUUGGGUUUGAAGGCCUACAAUAUGUAAAGUUGGUCCUGCAAUAUGUAAUAAAACCCAGAGGGGAGGCAGAAUGUCCCAGACUGCUUUGCCUCACCCUCCAGGCCUCUUGUAUCAGUAGGACUGGAUAGAGCAGGUCUAGGACACCACCCCCUACCACACCAACCACCUCUCCUCUGUGUGAUCUGAUCCUCAGGGGCCUCCGUAGUUCACCCUACAAGCUCUCACAGUCUCACGUCAGAAUUAGACGUUCAUCCAUGUUUCUCAAACGUGACAUUUGAAAGUGUUUGAGGUUGAGUUUAGGCGUUAACUCCAAAUGCUUAAGGUUAGGCAUUCAUCCUGAAUGGUUCAUGCAACGAUUAAGGUUUGGCAUAGGCUUAAAACAAAAUAUCAAAAACAACUUUAUAUCACUGGAUUCGAACAUGCAACCUUUGACCCUUUGGAACCACAGGCAGAUGCUUAUGCUCAUCUACAAUGCCCUAGAAAAGCCAAAACCUACUUUACGGUAACAGCUGUUGGCCUGCACGGAGGGAGCCGGCCGUGGAGCGCACCACUGUUGGCCUGCACGGAGGGAGCCGGCCGUGGAGAGCACCACUGUUGGCCUGCACGGAGGGAGCCGGCCGUGGAGAGCACCACUGUUGGCCUGCACGGAGGGAGCCGGCCGUGGAGAGCACCACUGUUGGCCUGCACGGAGGGAGCCGGCCGUGGAGAGCACCACUGUUGGCCUGCACGGAGGGAGCCUGCAGUGGAGCGCACCACUGUUGGCCUGCACGGAGGGAGCCGGCCGUGGAGCGCACCACUGUUGGCCUGCACUGAGGGAGCCGGCCGUGGAGAGCACCACAGUUGGCCUGCACGGAGGGAGCCUGCCGUGGAGCGCACCACUGUUGGCCUGCACUGAGGGAGCCGGCCGUGGAGAGCACCACAGUUGGCCUGCACGGAGGGAGCCUGCCGUGGAGCGCACCACUGUUGGCCUGCACUGAGGGAGCCGGCCGUGGAGAGCACCACUGUUGGCCUGCACUGAGGGAGCUGGCCGUGGAGAGCACCACUGUUGGCCUGCACGGAGGGAGCCGGCCGUGGAGCGCACCACUGUUGGCCUGCACGGAGGGAGCCGGCCGUGGAGCGCACCACUGUUGGCCUGCACGGAGGGAGCCGGCCGUGGAGCGCACCACUGUUGGCCUGCACGGAGGGAGCCGGCCGUGGAGCACACCACUGUUGGCCUGCACGGAGGGAGCCAGGGCCAGGUUGACACGUCAGAGAUGGAGGCUAGAGGCAGAGGCAAUAGGGUUAUGUAACCAGUCCUUCCUGUUGUGUCAGAACGACCGGGUGUGGUGGGGGGUCUGAGAGAGAAAGGGAGAGGGAAUGAGGGCCUUUGUGGCUGAUUUUCUCUUAUUUCUGCCUCUUUUUUUGCCCUUUCCUCUCUCCCCUCUUCCAUGCAUGUAGCGGUUGAUUGCACCACAGUAUCCCCAUCAGGCAACUUAAUGGCUGUAGAUGAGACAGCACUAACUGUCGAGCCAUUUCCUGGCCACCUGAUAGCUGGAGACACGCAGCCCACCUGGGGGAAAGGGUUGAGGGGGACACCAACUAGGGCUGGGGAGAUAUCGUCAACAUUUUUGACAGUAUGAUGGCAUUUGACAGUAUUUUACGUUUUUUUAUAAUAAAAGUUCUAAAUAUGCUUCACGAGGAGUGCAGGACCGUAGGGAGGGUGGCAACAAAUACAUUCUAGGUGGUUUCAAUGGGGCUCUCUCUUCUGAUUGCUUUAUACUGUUCAAUCAAACUUCAUCCUAACAUUAUUUUCAGCAUUUUCAUCCAUUUCUGCGUUUUCUUCACUCGUGUUAUCAUCUCUCCUCGCCGUACCACUUUAUUAUCUCUCCUCGCCGUACCACUUUAUUAUCUCUCCUCGCCGUACCACUUUAUUAUCUCUCCUCGCCGUACCACUUUAUUAUCUCUUCUCGCCGUACCACCUUUGUUUUGUCUUUGUAUGCCUCUAUGUUGUGAAAAAGUUACUUUUUCUUUAUCAGAAUAAUUAUUCUACUAGGUUUCCAUAACUAGGUUUCCAUAACUAGGUUUCCAUCCAAUAUGCACAUUUUCCCACUAGUGGUGUGUUUCCACCAAACUGACUUGUUGAGGAUAAAAAUCAGUGCGUGAUGCACAAAAACAUUUAUUUUUCGGGUUCAGGUUUCAUGUACUGAAUAAAAAUUUAAACUUCAA
This is a messenger RNA of Oncorhynchus masou masou (cherry salmon), 4788 nucleotides long. Its product is annotated as GTPase IMAP family member 7. The record is from RefSeq and is a predicted model, not a curated record. Bases 371 to 1858 code for a protein of 495 amino acids. The transcript has 4 exons. Lineage: Eukaryota; Metazoa; Chordata; Actinopteri; Salmoniformes; Salmonidae. Gene Ontology annotation, molecular function: GTP binding.